AUGAAUGGCAUACAUAAAGGAGCAGCUGAACUGUGCAGAGAGGGCGACAAAACAUUGCUCUCUGGGGAUGCUGGCAGAGCUGCAGCUCUAUACACACAUGCUUUUGGAAAUAAUGCCGGUUCCACUGUAGGACACAUGCGUGGCCUUAGCGCAGGUCAUUUAGAGGAGGUGAUCUCAACGCUGGAGGCCUGGCUUGAUGGCGUUUCACACAAUUCUAUUGAGGGCCUGAGUAAAGGCCUUGUCGCUGUAUUUCUGUCUACAUUAUGCCCCAAUAAUGUAUCUGCUUCUCUUUAUAAAAUGGAGUCUGUCCUGCAGGGUACAGGUCAUGCUUCAAAAGAGAUCUUUGCACGGUGUUCUGCUCUUCUAGAGGGAAAACAAAUGCCUCAACCUGAGGGUCGCACACGGUUAAUUCUGGAGCUAACUAGAGCUCUGGCCUGCUUGCUUUCUGACGCACAAAAUCCCAAAGUUCCUCAGCUUUAUCUGCAGGCCUUUCAUGGAAAUAAAUCAGAAACUAUUAGACUAGUUAAAGAAAGGCACACUCAAUAUGUGAAGCUAUUAAUUAAAGCCUUUUACCAGCAAAUGUCUCCAAGAUAUUCCACUCUCCAUACUAAGGGGCAGAUGGAAAAAGCAUUGAGUCCUACACAAGCAGGUGAAGACAUUGAUGCUCCUAAAGCUGUUGAGUUUUUACUUGCCAUUUCACCAGAUGACAUCCAAGUAAGAGAGCUUCAAGCAGCAGUCUUGUUUUCUUCCGGAAAGUUCACAGAAAGUGCAGAAGCUUUGUCAUUGGCUCUUAAACUAGAUGAAUCACAGACUGAACAUGCAAUGGCGCCAGAGAAAAGAGCUUGUUUACUUGUGGGCAGAGCAGCUGCUCAUUUUUCCGCAGGAGGACGAGCAAGAGAAGUCUGCAAAGAUCUAGGUGAUGGCUUUGCACUUCAUCCAGCCACAGCAAGACAGCAAUUCCAGAGUCUUUUCUCGGACACUGGCGUAGGGUUGGCUGCUCGCAUCCAGCUGCGUCAACAAGCCGAGAAGGGCGUCUCAGAGUUCAGAGAGGCCGUUCUAAUGAGGCCUGACCUUAGGUCUUCGAAAGGAGUGGAGUUGUUGGAUCCCGUUAUCGCUCAACUGCGAGCUCUAUGCCACCUGAAGUCGGACGGAGGAGGCAGGGAACUGCGUGUGCGUCUGGCAGACUGCCUCCUCCUGCGUGGAGAACAUAGAGAAGCCCUUUCCAUAAGUAGCCAGCUCGCCGCUGCAGCUCCAGCCCAGCAGAGCUACCAGAACACCGUGCAAGUGCUCCGAGGGUAUUCCCGACUCUUCACUGAAGACCAUAAAGGUGCUCUGGAGGAUUUCCAAGCGGUGAUUGAGCAUAGUACUCCUCACCCACCCAGCUGUGUCCGUGCACUCUGUGGUAGGGGUAUCCUACGUAUGAUGGCUGGCUCACACUACCUUACUGCUCUAGAUUACAUUACAGCAAGCCAAUUACAGCUGCAGGAUGCUUCUUUAACUGUUAGGUGCCUGGUGCCUUGGAAUUACCGUGGGUUGCUGUGCACCGUGUUGCUGGAACAGGGAAGAGUCAUGCUUGAGGGGACCGAAGAGCAAAGAGCUGAGACAAAUCCUAGAGCUCAACAAGAGCAUGAGGAGGGUAACACCAACAACAAACAGAGGCCUGCUGUUGGUGUGCACGCUCUCGCUCUUCUCCUAAUGGAGUUACAACCCGGUGCCGAUGGACCCCAGAUUCUCACAGCAGAUGCUCUGUACCAGUUGGGUCGUGUUGAGGAGGCUUAUCGUCUUCUUCUGAACAUUGAGCACACAGCCCCACGGCCACCGAUUCUCGCACGCCUUGCAAUACUGCAGCUGCAUCGAGGCUUCCUCUAUGAUGCCUAUCAGCUACUGAAGAAGCUGAUCAAUUCAGGAGACACUAGCUGUCUGCGGCCCCUUCUAUCUGUAGCAUCUUUACAAGACCGAGCCCUUCUAGAAAAACACUGUCACACUGCUUCCAAGCGUAUACUGUGUGGCCAACAAGCAGAAAGUGCAAUAAGGGAAGCUGUGGCCUAUUUGUCCAUUGCCAUUAUGGCUUCAGGUGGUGGAGCAAUAGAUUCCCUGCUGGAGAGAGCAAGAUGUUAUGCUCUGCUGGGCCAAUGGAAGACAGCUAUCUUUGACUUCACUGCAAUCCUUAAAGAGCACCCAGACCAUGUGCAGGCUUUGUGUGGAAGAGGAUUCACUUAUCUGAUGCUGAACCAGCAGAAGGAAUGCACACUGGACAUACUGGUUGCCCUUCAGUGUGGAGCUGAGGAGGUCACUCAGAGCAUGCUGUCGCUUAAAGACAAAGCACGAAAACUCGUCAGUGAAUGGUUGGGUCAGCACUGUCGCAGCAGCCUGUCAGAGACUCUGUCGGCCAACCCUGUACCCUGCCGCGAGGAGCUCCUUCGAGAGGCCUUUUUGAUUGGUGGAGCGCUAAUGAACACUGACUGCAGGGAACCCAGGUGGCACCUCCUGUACAUAGAUACACUACUUGCCAAAGGUGAAGUGAAUGCUGCAGGUGCACACCUGAAGCAGGUGUUUGGUCAAGAGCCUCGAGAUGCCGCAGCUAAGGCCAGGUGGGGUGUUGUGAAGGCCUGGCAGCAGAACUACAAAGUGGCAGCCAACUAUCUGAGUGUGGUGUCUGAGAAAGAACCAGCAAAUCUAGACUUUCUAAUCACUCUUCUGCAGUCGGCUCAAAGAAAACGCCUGGCACAGGCAGCUUCUCAGCAGGCCAGCAGUGUUUCUGAAAGUGGUCAGUGGGAGCAGGCUUUAGCUCUCCUUACACUAGCAGUGCGAGCGGUCAAUGAGAUGAAGCUUCAGUACCUCAGGCAGCGUGCAGCCUGUCUGGCCCACCUGGGGCUCCACGAGAGGGCGGUGUCUGAUCUGAAUAAGGUCAUCCAGGGCCACAGUGCAGAUGGCAGAGAGGAGCAAAGGGUUUGGGCAGAGGACCAUUGCCGCAGAGGCCGUAGUUUGUUGUUGUGUUCUCAUGAAGAGUCUGGGUUACAGGACUUUUCUCAAGCCCUGGACCUGCACGAGGAACAGGCUCUGCUGUGUGUGGAGGCUGGUCUGGGAACACAACGCCUUGCCGAAAUGUUUCUGCGCUUUGCCCUGCAGAACUAUGGGCAACAGAAACUCGACAAAGCUUGGCUUCUGACAGAGACUGGGCUUAAAGUGGACAGUGGCCAUGUAGAACUGCGCAGACUGAGGGCUAGAAUAAAACGAGAAGUCUCUGGUCCAUGUAUUGUAAACUAGAGAUGAAACAUACAUAAGAUUAGAUGAUGACAAAAUGGUUUAUGUCUUUAUGGUUUAUAUUUAUUUAUGGUUAAU
Molecule: messenger RNA, 3342 nt
Organism: Sinocyclocheilus rhinocerous
Lineage: Eukaryota; Metazoa; Chordata; Actinopteri; Cypriniformes; Cyprinidae
Product: tetratricopeptide repeat protein 34-like
Exons: 7
Coding region: 1-3267 (1088 amino acids)
Molecular function (GO): protein binding
Source: RefSeq, a predicted model, not a curated record